CACCGAUCAGAGCCGUCACGGUAACAGCUCGAGAGCAGAGCCGGUAAUCGGCAUUCCUCGGAGGUGACACGUACACUGAUCAUCAGGGCACUGAUUAUCAGUAUGCCCUGAUGAUCAGUGUAGCCCAUCAGUGCCAGCUGUUAGUGCCCAGCUGUCAGUGCCCAUCAGUGCCACCUGCCAGUGCCCAUCAGUGCCACAUCAAUGCCACAUAUCAGUGCCUACCAGUGCACAUCAAUGCCACAUAUCAGUGCCCAUCUGAGCUGCCUUUCAGUGCCCCCUAUCAGUGCCAGUCAGUGCCACCUAUCAGUGCUGCCAAUCAUUGCCACCUAUCUGUGCGCAUCAGU
This is a messenger RNA of Staurois parvus, 344 nucleotides long. The record is from the annotation of a GenBank genome assembly. Lineage: Eukaryota; Metazoa; Chordata; Amphibia; Anura; Ranidae.